Molecule: messenger RNA, 1898 nt
Organism: Alligator mississippiensis (American alligator)
Lineage: Eukaryota; Metazoa; Chordata; Crocodylia; Alligatoridae
Gene: FOXI3
Product: forkhead box I3
Exons: 2
Coding region: 36-1118 (360 amino acids)
Biological process (GO): cell differentiation; anatomical structure morphogenesis; regulation of transcription by RNA polymerase II
Molecular function (GO): RNA polymerase II cis-regulatory region sequence-specific DNA binding; DNA-binding transcription factor activity, RNA polymerase II-specific
Source: RefSeq, a predicted model, not a curated record
CCCGCCGCAGCCGCCGCCGCCGCCGCCGGGCAGCGAUGAGCGCCAGCCCCUGCCCGCCCAUGGCCGCCUACUGCACCGACGGCUUCGCCUACCCCGGGCCGCCGCCGCCGCCGCCGCUGCCCGUGGGCGCGGGCCGGGCGCUGGGCGACUACGCGGCGCCCGCCAGCCCCGGCUACCUGUGGGGCGUGGGCGCCGGGCCCUACGUGCAGGGCGCGCUGCCGCCCGCCGCCGUGCCGGGGCCGGGGCCGGGGCCGGGGCCGGGCGCCGAGCUGGGCUGGCUGGGGCUGGCCGGGCAGGAGGAGCUGCUGCGCCUGGUGCGGCCGCCCUACUCCUACUCGGCGCUCAUCGCCAUGGCCAUCCAGAGCGCGCCCGGCCGCCGGCUCACGCUCAGCCGCAUCUACCAGUACGUGACCGAGAACUUCCCCUUCUACAAGCGCAGCAAGGCGGGCUGGCAGAACAGCAUCCGCCACAACCUCUCCCUCAACGACUGCUUCCGCAAGGUGCCCCGCGACGAGGACGACCCGGGGAAGGGAAACUACUGGACUUUAGACCCAAACUGCGAGAAGAUGUUUGACAAUGGGAAUUUCCGUCGCAAGCGGAAGCGGCGCUCUGAGCCCAACGCUGCUGCAGUGACCUCCACCGCCCCGUCUUUGGCGGGGGUGAAGGCUGAGGAAGAGCCUUCUCUCAUAGCUGCUGCAGGCAAGCUCUGCGGAAACAGCCCGUCCCCAGAGCUGGAGCCAUCGCCUCCUGCCAGGGACCAUCCAAAAAGCUCCUCAUCCCCUGGCAUCAUCUCAUCCACCCCGAGUUGCCUCAGCAGCUUCUUCAGUGGCAUGAGCUCACUGAGUGGCGGAGGAAAUCGUCUCAUGGGAAGCCUGGGCAGUGAGCUGCAUCACAGGAACUUCUCUGCCGGACAGCUGAGCAGCGGCUCCUUCCCAGGCUCCGGGCAUGCCUCCCAGGAGGUGCCUCCGGCAGAACAGCUGCAGCGUGGUCCAGGGCCCUCUGCGGCCUACUACAGUUCCUUCCAUCCGGGCAGCAGCAGCCAGGGCACCCAGUACAACCAUUACUACAACUUCACAGUUAACAGCCUCAUCUACACCCGGGACGGAACAGAGGUGUAGGACGCUGGGCGGUCAGCAUGGAGAAUGAGACUAAAGGGGAAGGGGAGAGAGGCAAGUUAUUGGACAGCAGAGUGCCAUGUGCUUUUACAAACUGCAUUGCAAGCAGGAUGCUUACAGUGUGUUUUCCCAGAAAGAAAACCGUAGGAUGUGUUACACACACCUGUAUGCACGCAUACACACACACACACACCAGCAGAUGCAAAGUACACCUGCAUACCCCAUAAAAGUCAUUCCUUAACAGAGAAUGCCUGUUUACUGCUGAAUUCUGCAAAGGAUAACUAACUGGAUGAGUGUCUUCAGAAGUUUUCAGGAAGUGCCUUGUAGAAUGUAAGAAGUCAAAAAAAAAAAAAAGCACCCUUUAUCAAUGACUACCUUUUCUGUCCUGUUUUUGUGUCAGACAGUGCCUGGGCAGGCGAUGCUCCCAGUUGAAUAUAGGGGAGCUCCACCCCAGUUUGCUCAUGCAUUGUAUGCAACAGGAUUGUUUUGCAAAGCAUUCAUUUUCUUUAAGCCUAGUACCAAAGACAAAAUCUAGCCAGCUAACUUUAGCAAGAAAAUAAACACCAGAUAUUUUUAUAUGUAUUUGUAUGUAAUGGACUCUGCUGUAUAUACGUUUCUAUAUGUUUUUAUAUGUGUAAAUUAUGCUCUGGAGUUGUACUUAUUUAUAACAUGUCUGAACUUUGGUUAAAUUUUAUUUUGCCCCUUGAAUUUUUUUUCCAGUAGCGUAUUACAUUUUUUUUCAGACUGAAAAACACUGUUGGGAAUAAAAUAAUCACAGUUAGA